Paramecium octaurelia is the source of this 709-nucleotide messenger RNA. NCBI's taxonomy places the organism in Eukaryota, Ciliophora, Oligohymenophorea, Peniculida, Parameciidae. The record is from the annotation of a GenBank genome assembly.
AUGGGCAUUUGUUUUACUAAAACUAAGAAGGAUAAGCCAUCAAAUCUGAUACGUCUAAUAAAAAUAGAAAAUGAAAAUACGAUCCCUAAACCUUUCACAUUGUCUGAAUUUUAAACCAAGAUAUUAACCACUUGGUACACAAUGGACAAUUUACUAAGCUAAUUGGUCUCUUGUGAAAGAACACUUCAGAUAAAAUUGUUACAAAAAGCCAUUAAUCAAAUUUUAAUGGGUUAAAGUACAAAUCAUUAAAUGAAUGAUGUGACCAUUGGCUUAUUAUUGGAUCUAAUGGAGAGACUAGCAUUUCAGAUUGAAGAAUUAAUAAGAGAAGAGCUUCUAGCAGAAGAAGUCAGUACAAAGUUCUAUCAAUCUUAUACUUAGAUUGCAUAACUUUCUUUGGAAUACUCAAACUGGAAAAACAAUUCCACUACUGAGAAAACUCAAGUUUGGAGUUUUAUUUGAAAAGUCAUAUAUAUUCUUACUAUAUUAAUUAUAAUUAUAAAUGAACUAAUAAGAAUAAGAAAAGUUUAAUCAAAUCAUCUCAAAUGGUUACAAAGAACUCAUAACCAAAAGACCAAGCAAACCUUUGGAGCAUUUUAUCUAUUAUUUAUUGACAUCUUUACCUGAAGAAAUAAGAAACAAAGACCAGAUCACUCGUGACUUCUUUGAGCAAUAUCAGGAAAUAGAUCUAAAGGAUGUCAAGGAGAUUUGA